AUGGCAUCCGCCACCAUCGACAAGUCAAAGUCCUAUUUUCCUCUCGCCGGCGGCGCCGAGGAUGGCUGGUCUACCGAGGACGAAGCAACAGCCACAUGCUUCUGUGGUGCAGUGCAAUUAUCAUUUCCAACCCACGGACCUGGCUACGUCGGCUCCUUCGUCUGUAAUUGCUCCGACUGCCACAAGCUUACCGCAUCCAUGCACGCAACCAACUUCACAGUCUACGACACACACCUGAAACAUCUGCGUGGUCGCGAAAACCUGAAGACAUACAGCCAGUCUCGCACGGUGUUCGUCAAAACUCCUGGCCAGGACAACACCAUGACCAACUACUUUUGUUCCACAUGCGGCUCGCUAAUGUACCGCGUUGGUGCGGCUUUCCCGGGCAUGAGUAUUCUGCGUGUUGGUAGUGUGGAUGAUUUCUCGUUGCACGAGACUAAAUUGAGGCCUACGAUGGAGCAGUUUACCAAGGACCGCGUGGCUUGGAAGGCUCCUACGGAAGGGACCAAGCAGUUUGUCGAGGAUGGUUUGCAUGUAUAG
Messenger RNA from Penicillium verhagenii, 540 nucleotides. Its product is annotated as GFA family protein. Lineage: Eukaryota; Fungi; Ascomycota; Eurotiomycetes; Eurotiales; Aspergillaceae. Gene Ontology annotation, molecular function: carbon-sulfur lyase activity. The transcript is spliced from 2 exons. Bases 1 to 540 code for a protein of 179 amino acids. The record is from RefSeq and is a predicted model, not a curated record.